GGGUCCGGGGUCCUGUUGCACCAUGCGCGUUCGGGGAGGCGGUUCUCGAGACGAGAGAACUCUUUUUCGUAUCCCCCUUUUUGUUCCACAUCUCGGGGGCAUAUACCCACCGUUCAAAACCCCGAAACGUUCUCAGGCUGCUGCCCCCCUUCACCCCCCACCAUUAUUACUACUAAGCGCGAGGGGGUUCCGUCUAAGCCCUCCUCUUCCCCUUCUCUUCCUUCAAGACACCAUUCCGAAAAUGCGCUUUGCUCGACCUCGACCUCAGACACCGACUCAACCAGAAACGUGAAGACAUGGCCAACAUGGCGACUAUGUAUGUGCCCGUCAUGAAAGACGUGCCCCCGUGCAGGAUGUUCCUCCUUUGUCUUCGGCGCAUACAUGGUGCUGCUGAGGCUGCCGACAUCCCCAACAUCGCCCUCCCUCCCUGCCUGCUCGUCACCUCCAGCAACAUUUUUAGUCGCCUGAUGUUAAUUAUGCCUUGUCGAGCACAUUUGAUACACAACUCCAUGAAUUUUAUGCACAAUCGUGCUUUUUUUGUACGACCUGGAAUAACUGGAUGAUGGCGAGCUGAAUCCCUCGACUCCUUCUUAUUCGGCACAAGUGAGAAUGUCGUUCUCCCAGCUACACUCAAGUCGUUGUGAUCUGUAAACUUGCUUCAUACGCCUCCAUGUCUCCACUUUCC
This is a messenger RNA of Marchantia polymorpha subsp. ruderalis, 685 nucleotides long. The record is from the annotation of a GenBank genome assembly. Lineage: Eukaryota; Viridiplantae; Streptophyta; Marchantiopsida; Marchantiales; Marchantiaceae.